Molecule: messenger RNA, 2567 nt
Organism: Euleptes europaea (tarantolino)
Lineage: Eukaryota; Metazoa; Chordata; Lepidosauria; Squamata; Sphaerodactylidae
Gene: LOXL2
Product: lysyl oxidase like 2
Exons: 13
Coding region: 1-2313 (770 amino acids)
Biological process (GO): peptidyl-lysine oxidation
Cellular component (GO): membrane
Molecular function (GO): copper ion binding; protein-lysine 6-oxidase activity
Source: RefSeq, a predicted model, not a curated record
AUGGAGAGGUUCCUGGAUUUUACCUUUAACCACUGUUUGUUUGUGCUGGUCCUCUCUGUGUACCUGAGCCCCCUGAGCCUUGCUCAGCAUGAACAUUGGUCAAGCCAACCCGGCCACCCUUCGAGUCCACCUCAGAAGGCAGCUGAUGCUCCCAAAAUUCAGGUGCGGUUGGCUGGGCACAAGAAGAAAUACAAUGAAGGACGGGUGGAAGUCUUCUACAGUGGGGAAUGGGGCACCGUAUGUGAUGACGAUUUCUCCAUCCACGCUGCAAAUGUGGUCUGCAGGCAAUUGGGCUACCUGGAGGCUGUAUCCUGGAUCCCCAGUUCCAAAUAUGGCAAAGGAGAAGGCAGAAUUUGGUUGGACAAUGUCUACUGUACAGGCAAAGAGGCUACGUUGGCUACGUGUACUUCCAAUGGUUGGGGUGUAUCAGACUGCAAACACACGGAGGAUGUGGGUGUGGUCUGCAGCGAUAGGAGAAUCCCAGGCUUUAAGUUUGAUGACUCCCAACUCAACCAAAUAGAGAAUAUGAAUGUCCAUGUGGAAGACACCAGAAUCCAAGCCAUCCUGGGUUCCUCACGCAAGCGUGUGCCCAUCACAGAAGGGUAUGUGGAAGUAAAAGAAGGCGGCGUCUGGAAGCAGAUCUGUGACAAGAACUGGACCACAAAAAAUUCCCGAGUCAUCUGUGGCAUGUUUGGGUUUCCGAGCGAGAAGAAAUACAACGUCAAUAUCUACAAGAUGACUUCAAACCGAAAGAAGCACAGAUACUGGGCUUACUCUGUAGACUGCCAAGGCACCGAGGCUCAUCUCUCCAGCUGUAAACUGGGCAAUCGCAUCAGUAAGGCUACUGGGGAAAACGUUACGUGCGAGAACGGAAUGCCUGCUGUGGUGAGCUGCGUCCCUGGUCGUGCCUUUGCCCCGGGCAGCCGCACUGGUUUCCGCAAAGCUUUCCGGCAGGAGCAUCCACUGGUGAGGCUAAAGAGUGGAGCCAAGACGGGAGAAGGUCGUGUUGAAGUGCUAAUGAAUGGGGAAUGGGGCACCAUCUGCCAUGACCGGUGGAGCCUGACUGCAGCCAGUGUGGUCUGCCGAGAGCUAGGCUUCGGAAGUGCCCUGGAAGCGAUUCCAGGCGCAAGGUUUGGACAAGGCAUGGGCUCCAUUCAUCUCAACCAAGUAGAAUGCUUGGGUUAUGAAAAGUCCAUCACAGACUGCAAAUUCACCACUGACACACAGAGAUGCAGCCACGAAGAAGAUGCCAGUGUGAGGUGCAACGUCCCAGCCAUGGGUUUCCAGAACCAGAUACGUUUGAGUGGUGGCCGUACACCCUCGGAAGGCCGCGUAGAAGUCCUCCGGCACCACAACGGCACUCUAAAAUGGGGGACAGUCUGUAGCGACAACUGGGGCACCCCAGAAGCCAUGGUGGUUUGCCGCCAGAUGAACCGUGGCUAUGCUGAGCAUGCAUUUCAGGAAACCUGGUAUUGGCAGGGAGAUCCUAGCGCCGACCAAGUACUCUUGAGUGGGGUUAAGUGUUCUGGGACAGAAAUGGCUCUCUCACAUUGUCGACAUGACACCCAUGUCAACUGUCCCAGCGGAGGGGGGCGCUACGCGGCUGGCGUUUCCUGCACAGAGGCUGCCGCUGACCUCCUUAUCAAUGCCAAGGAGGUAGAGUACACAUCAUACCUUGAAGACCGUCCAAUGUACAUGCUACAGUGUGCACUCGAGGAGAACUGCCUGGCCUCCUCAGCUGUCAACACAUCCGUUUCCACCGGUCACAGGAGGCUCCUGCGUUUCUCCUCCCAGAUCCACAACGUCGGGCAAGCAGACUUCCGCCCUAGACACGGGCGCCAUUCCUGGAUUUGGCACGAAUGUCACAGACAUUACCACAGCAUGGAGGUGUUCACACAUUACGAUUUGCUAGAUCUCAAUGGCACCAAAGUGGCUGAAGGAAACAAGGCCAGUUUUUGCCUGGAGGACAGUGACUGCGCACCUGGCAUCGAGAGGCAAUAUGGAUGUGCCAAUUUUGGGGAGCAAGGUAUAAGCGUUGGGUGCUAUGAUGUGUACCGGCAUGAUAUUGACUGCCAGUGGAUUGAUGUUACAGAUGUCCCACCAGGAAGCUACAUCUUCCAGAUCCACGUCAACCCACGCCACGACGUUGCAGAGAUUGACCAUUCCAACAACAAGAUGAAAUGCCAAUGCAAGUUAAACGAACAACGUGUCUGGUUGUUCAACUGCCACAUAGCUGACUCCUUCAGUGAAGCAAUGGAAGAGAGGUUUGAUCACUUCAAAGGACUUAUGACCAACCAGGUGCCCACUCGAUAAAAAGAAAACCUUAACUUCAGCCCUGUUAUUUAAGGAAGGACUACCUUUUCCCACGAUUUCCCUAACCACUGCACCGAAACCUAAAGUACUCAAGCAGCCAACCAUGAACUUUCAAAUUAGCUUUGUAAGUUAUUUUCAAGGGUGUCCUCCAUACCUACUUUAUGGUCUUCAGCAGCAGAAGAAAUAGGGUUGGUUCUUAUUUCAUAUUCGUUCCAGCAAAAGGAAGGUUUUGCACUAAGCUGUCUAGUUUCCCA